This is a messenger RNA of Penaeus monodon (black tiger shrimp), 1419 nucleotides long. RefSeq names its product zinc finger and SCAN domain-containing protein 5C-like. NCBI's taxonomy places the organism in Eukaryota, Metazoa, Arthropoda, Malacostraca, Decapoda, Penaeidae. The record is from RefSeq and is a predicted model, not a curated record. The coding region runs from base 1 to 1419 and encodes 472 amino acids. The transcript has 3 exons.
AUGACAUGGCACACGCCUUCCUUGCCAAAGCUAAAUACAGGUGAGAGUCUGUUCUGUCUCCUCCUAAUCGAGUCAUGCGACCUCGGCUGUUAUCCUUACUGUCAGGCUGUCGAAAUGUCAUGCAUCAGAAGAAUGUUGAUUCAGAUAGCCUCCGUGAUCGACCAAGUCAUAGCUCAUUUCCUCUUCGGAGGUCAUAUGAAUAUUGGAUUUUGCUAUAUUGGAUUUCUCUCUGGUUUAAAUGAUGUUUAUAUUAACGUGCAAAUGAGUGUGACAUGCUUGGUUGAAAAGAAAAUACAGGUGGAGACAUGUCCAGUUUCCCUCACAUGCAGUGUAAUCAAGGUAUGCCUUACGGCAGCCACUGGUUAUUACAGUGUCCCCAAGUACCCCAGUGAAUCUACUACCAUGGACACCUACGCCGCAGACUUUACUGACGUAUCCAAGCAGUAUGCCGCUUAUCCCGAGGCCGCAGCUUCCCCCCUGCCAGACUGGUUCGAUUUCCUUACUCCUGAUCACCAGGACAGCGAUUCAGUGCUGUUACCCUCCCCGACCCUGCCGAUGCUGCCGCUUGACGUCAUGAAUGUGCUGGGAUCGACGUCGCCUCCCCACAAGCGUCGCUGCGUCUCGGCCACGCCUGAACUUGGUCAAGAUUUGUAUCCGUCACCACCCCAGGCGCCGGUUCAACCCUCGCAGUUUAAUUACCAGUACCAGACGUAUGCAUACCCUGCCUCGACUACUCAGUUCCACCCCAACUCUGUGGUGCCGGUGGCUCCCACAGAAGUCCCACAUGACAAAAGGCUUCCAGUGUAUCAAGCCAGUGUGCGUGUCCCCUCCACGGCUCCUGCUCCGAUGGUAAUCAACUCAGCGCUCGGGCCCGUGGCUGUGUCUUACAACUUGCCUCCUGCUUUAAAGGGUCGGCGUCCUCCUCGCAGGAGAAACAAGAACUCGGAGUGCCAGGUGUGCCAGAAGAAGUUCGACAGUCGCUACAAGCUGAAGGCGCACAUGAAUUCACAUCUGAAUAAACGACCCUUCGUGUGUGAUGUCUGUGGCCAGGCCUUUCUCAGGAAUCAUAACCUGGCGUCCCAUCGUCGAACGCAUGAAGUUGAGUAUGCCUACAGCUGUCAGCAUUGUAACCGUGGCUUCAGGAGGCCGGCGGAGCGUCUUCUUCACCUGUUGCUGAAAGUUUGUCAACGGCAGGUUAAUCUGAUACGACGAACCACUCAUGGCUGGAACUGUCACAGUUGUAACGUCACGUUCACCGAUCUUUCCGCUGUACAAGAACAUGUUCAACAACACAAGCUGAGUGAGGGACCCCGACGUGCCUGUCCGGUGUGUCAUAUUCUGUUUACUGGACAGCGUGACCAUAAGAUCCUUGCGCAUGUUAAGUCCUACCACCCGGACUACUUGAGGAACCUUGGCUAG